Electrophorus electricus (electric eel) is the source of this 2016-nucleotide messenger RNA. It is a transcript of the gene tmeff2a, whose product is annotated as transmembrane protein with EGF-like and two follistatin-like domains 2a. NCBI's taxonomy places the organism in Eukaryota, Metazoa, Chordata, Actinopteri, Gymnotiformes, Gymnotidae. The record is from RefSeq and is a predicted model, not a curated record. Gene Ontology annotation, molecular function: protein binding.
GGCACCGAGCAAUGGGAGUGCACGAGGCGGUCUGACAAACUCGUUGCGCGUUUAUGCGCUCGAAGUAAGGAGACUACACCCAGACAAUAGGUUCUCUUCGCUACUGGAUGUUACAAACUACUUCGGCGCGUUACACAAAUGGAAAUGCAUUUUUUCUUUAUGUAUGUUUCCUUAAACCACCUCGUUCGUCCCUUUUAGUUUCCUUUUUUUAUUUUCACUUUCUGGACAUCUUGUACCUGCUUGCUGACCGCCUGGCACGUUUCCCUUAAAUCCCAGUACCAUCCUCAUCCUCCCUUUCAUCGUUUCACAACCUCGGCACCCAAAACACCCCUUUUCAUAUUACAGCUGCACGUCUUCGGUUCGGGCGGAUCCGUCGGUUACUCUGAAACAAGCGCUUCAUGGGGCAAGCGCCCUCCCUCGGAAGAUGUCCCUCUCUUGGCCUCUAAGCUUCCCACCGACGGUUACAGCGUUUGGACUGGGGCUGCCGUUGCUCUUCUGUAAAUUGUGUCCGCGUCGCCUGGGCUUUCGGGGAAACUGAGAUGGGUUUCACGGCGGCAGCGGUGUUACAGCAGCCUCGACGCCCGUGGAGCCUCAUAGUGAGAGACUGGCUGUGGAUUGCUGUCGUCUCGUUUAUCGCUACUUUCCCGGUGCAACAACUUCGCGCAUUUCCGUCUUCCCUUAGUGACUGUCAGACUCCGACGGGAUGGAACUGCUCGGGUGAUGAUGAUCGAGACACAGAUCUCUUCCUCUGUGACACCAACACUUGCAAGUUUGACGGUGAAUGCCUUCGAAUUGGGGACAUUAUAACAUGCAUUUGCGAUUUCAAGUGUAACAACGACUAUGUCCCAGUGUGCGGCUCCAAUAACGAGAACUAUGAGAAUGAGUGUUUGCUGCGGAGGGAUGCCUGCAAACAGCAGACUGAGAUUCUGGUGCUCUCCGAGGGAUCAUGUCCUGUUGAGGCUGGCUCAGGAUCUGGGGAUGAAGGGAACGAGGGCUCGGCUGAGAAUGGACAGAAGGAGACGUCCACCUGUGACAUCUGCCAGUUUGGGGCCAGCUGUGAUGUGGAUGCAGAGGAUGUGUGGUGUGUGUGCAACAUCGACUGCUCCCACAUAAGCUUCAACCCAGUGUGCGCCUCGGACGGCCGUUCCUAUGACAACCCAUGUCAGGUGAAGGAGGCGUCCUGUCAGAGGCAGGAGCGAAUCGAAGUCAAGUUCUUGGGCCACUGUCAGGGUGACAUGAUAACAGGAACUAGUCCUGGGGAUGGACACUACGUCAGGGCAGACUACCCAGAGGAGAAGCCCGAGGUGUCAGAGGUGGCACGAGGACUUUACAUCCCUUGUCCAGAGCAUUACAAGAACUAUUGCGUACAUGGAGACUGUGAAUAUCCCAACAUGCUCUCAAUACCAUCGUGCAGCUGUCACUCAGGCUUCAUUGGCCCCCAGUGUGACACUAAAGAGUACAAUGUUCUGUACGUUGGUUGCCAGGCUCCGGGAAAACUCCGCUACGUCCUCAUUGCCUCCAUCAUUGGGGCCCUGCAAGUGGCCAUAAUCUGUGUGGUGGUGCUCUGUAUCACCCGGAAGUGCCCACGGACUAACCGAAUCAACCGUCAAAAGCAAAACGUCACGCACUACAACUCUGAGAACACCCUUCGCGCCUCCACCCGCCUCAUCUAAGUGUUGGGGCUACAGAACCAUGGGAACCGGGUGAUCCGGGGGAACCGCAGAAUGUAGAGAACAGAGAUGCAAAAUGGCUGCUCCCACCUUGCUCUCGGGGGGUGGGGGGUGCACCGGACUGGACCACUAGACAGAGGGGAGGGGGAAGGAGGGGGAGGACGAGGGGAACAACACGCGAUGCCUUGCACCUGUGGCACAGGACACAAACAGAGAGGAUCGUAGGAGACCACAUUAGGACAAGUCCUGUUAUUUGAUUAUGUAUGGGUAAUAUUUCCAAUAGUUUCUUUGUUUGUCUUGAUGGGGUCUUUUUCUGUAAAUGUAAAUAAAUAAUUUAUAUCACAAA